Drosophila teissieri is the source of this 818-nucleotide messenger RNA. Its product is annotated as vesicle-associated membrane protein-associated protein B. NCBI's taxonomy places the organism in Eukaryota, Metazoa, Arthropoda, Insecta, Diptera, Drosophilidae. The record is from RefSeq and is a predicted model, not a curated record. Gene Ontology annotation, biological process: endoplasmic reticulum membrane organization. The transcript is spliced from 2 exons. The coding region runs from base 106 to 753 and encodes 215 amino acids. Gene Ontology annotation, molecular function: FFAT motif binding. Gene Ontology annotation, cellular component: plasma membrane; endoplasmic reticulum membrane.
CAUAUUUCCGACACAUUUCGCCUGCCUUCGAAAUGGAAAAAAAUAGUAGAAAGGGAACGAGGCACGAGUACAAAUCAAUUGAAAGGAGUGACUUUGGUGGGCAGCAUGGAGUUGCUUAGCGUGAGCCCUCAACUGCUGACUUUCUAUGCCCCCUAUGGCCACAGUCAAUGGCGAAUGAUGACUCUGCUGAAUCCCACCGAUAGAAAGCUACUUUUCCAGGUGAAAUCGAAUGCCUGGCGACACUAUACAGUGAAUCCGAAUACCGGCAGGUUAGAACCUUAUUCCUCCAGCGAGGUCAUCAUAAGUCUGAAGUGCUUCGACUUCCACGAGGACGGGAGCUACAAUCAUCUCUUCAUAAUUGUAUCCAUGUUCGCUCCUCAAGAUCAUUUAAAUGGCCAGACAAUCUUGGAAAUAUUUCGCGGAGCUUCGCGCAGAGACAUCUCUUCGAACUGUCUACCAGUUCGACUGGAGGCCCAGCCCUUUCCGUUGGCUAUUUCUGGCCUGGAUUCCCUUCGUGGUUUUGUCAAAAAUGCCGUGGAUAAAGAGUUGCAGCUGAGACAGCUCUGUGCCAUCUGUGCCAACAGGCUGGAAGUUCCUGUGGGACAGAAGAAGCCAAAGAGAAGCCGUCAUCUUUCCAAGCUCGUGAUCAUGGGCUCAUUGACCUUAGUUUUUUUUACAGCCUAUAUGCAGCGCAUGCAUAUGUUCGAAGCGCUGUGGGACAACUUUUACUCGUAUAUAGAAUUUAUAGAAUAAGGUUAAGCUACUUACAUAGGAAAUAUAUAAAAGAUAACCGAAACGUAUGUGCAUGGUAUUCGCGU